Bactrocera oleae (olive fruit fly) is the source of this 1665-nucleotide messenger RNA. Lineage: Eukaryota; Metazoa; Arthropoda; Insecta; Diptera; Tephritidae. The record is from RefSeq and is a predicted model, not a curated record.
AACAAUACGUAAAAUCCAAUAAAAACGCACGUAAUCAACUGAACCACGUCGCAGAACCCUCAUAUUUUAGAUGCGCGCGGUUAUAGUACACGUUUCUCGCUCUGCGCGUACUACGCUGCUCCUCCAUGCAAACCAUAUCGCAUAACAUUGCCUCCGAGUAACUACCCGCCCACCGCACCUUAUGCUAACCUAAGUGCACAUUUUGCCAAACUAGUAAAGACCGGCCGACUCAAAAGUACUUUAGUAAAAAUGUUGCUCUACCCGCAAGCGCGACAAAGUAUCGAUUUGAAAGGUAUACCCCUGCGUAGAAAACGUGCCCUCAAGUCUUCGGUAAAAAUGUAUAAGUCAAAUCAACAUGAUAUAGACUAUUCCAACUCAUCUGAACGUUCAGAAUUGGAGCGGCAGGAUGCCUUCGAAUUGCCUACUGACUCCGAAAGUGACGAAGACGAAGAUUAUGAGAAAUAUAGCGACCGCGAUUCCAGUCCCCUUGAAUACGUAAAAUUCCACGCUAAUCAGCGGCAUUCAAUUGACGAGGCGGCAUCCGCUAACAGCGUAGAGCUUACAAGGCGAAAAGAGCGACAUUGUUCAUCUAUAAAUCUAAUAAAAUUAGAUACAGAUAGCACGGAAGAUAGCGGCCAGUGCUCUGUUGGACCGGUUGCUCUGCAAAAAGAAUCUUUGAUCAUCGGUUCAAAGGCAAUGCAAGCGCUGGUACGCAAAUCCACCGAUAGUAUUAUCAUCCAUACAACAACAGCGCAUCUGGAUUUGUGUUCCAGCGGCGGCAUCACCAAGUGUGUGGAGGAGCUUCCUGAAGAUACCGCAAGUCUUCAGCAAAGCUUGCAUCACCAAGCGUCCCAAACCUCGCAUGGCUCCUCUGUGUUUUGUGAGCGAUUUGGGGGUGCAUACGUGGCAUGUGAGAAUCUAGCAAAAAUGUCAGAUGAAACUAAAAUAAAGCUCGUCGCUCCAGUUUGCGAUUCACCGCCAGAGCGGCAUAGUAUGCCGAGCUUAUUUGUUGGCAAUCGCUUCAACCGCAGCUCGAAUACUGCCGUCUAUGUGCCAACUUGGCAAGAUCGUAAGGAGGCACACAAUUUGAGUGUAGAUGCACUGAAACACCAGAGUUUAGAGAGCGACAAUGCCAGAUCAGACUAUGAUUAUGGUGACAACGAUGAUGAUGAUGAUGAUGAUGAUGACGACGGUGAUGAGGACGAUGUUACUCAUUCCAGUACGUUAGACUUGCCGGCAGAGUGCUUAACGGCCCCAGACAAGAUGCAGGCGGAGUUGUUGUACAAUUUUGAUGAGAGCUGCUUGGGAAGACAAACGUUCGUAAAAACUGUGAUGAUUCAUAAUAAUCUGUUGAAGGCUCUCAUAGCUGUAAAGGCAGUGCGAAAAUCAAUUCGGCGCUAUAUUUUAGGGGGGCGAUACUUGUAAACGCCUGAAUUUAGGCCAAUUUUUGGAGGCUUAUUUGAAAUAGAAAAAAUAAAUGGAUGAUAAUGAAACUCAGCAUGUUUAUUAAUUAUAUAUUAAAAUAUGAAAAUCCGAUUAAAAAAAAUUUUUUUUUUUCAAAAUGGCCGCCGUGGCAAUCGAUCUCUUGAGGCUCUCGCAUCAAUAGGCGGGAUUUUGAGCUUCAGUUUCAGCUAUCUGCAAUGUUAAUAAAAAAACCAAAAAAAU